Messenger RNA from Pistacia vera, 1916 nucleotides. Its product is annotated as GMP synthase [glutamine-hydrolyzing]-like. NCBI's taxonomy places the organism in Eukaryota, Viridiplantae, Streptophyta, Magnoliopsida, Sapindales, Anacardiaceae. Gene Ontology annotation, molecular function: GMP synthase (glutamine-hydrolyzing) activity; ATP binding; GMP synthase activity. Gene Ontology annotation, cellular component: cytosol. Bases 7 to 1599 code for a protein of 530 amino acids. The record is from RefSeq and is a predicted model, not a curated record. Gene Ontology annotation, biological process: GMP biosynthetic process. The transcript is spliced from 6 exons.
AAUAAAAUGGAGAAAAAGGAGCUGGUCUUGAUUCUAGACUUCGGUUCUCAAUACACCCACCUCAUAACAAGGCGAAUUCGUUCUCUCUCCGUCUUUUCUCUAUGCAUCUCCGGCACUUCUUCUCUCGAAACGAUUGCCUCCCAUAAUCCACAUGUAGUUAUUCUCUCCGGAGGGCCCCACUCCGUCCACGCCCCUGACUCGCCCGCUUUUCCCACCGACUUCCUCGAGUGGGCCCAGUCCAAUGGUGUCUACGUGCUUGGAGUCUGUUACGGGCUCCAGUUGAUGGUACAGAAACUUGGGGGUGUUGUCAGGGUUGGGGAGAAACAGGAAUACGGGCGGAUGGAUAUUCUGGUGGAGGGUAGUUCGGGAAUAUUUGGGAAUAAGAAGUUGGGUGAACGGCAGGUCGUUUGGAUGAGUCACGGAGACGAGGCCGCUGUGUUGCCUGAUGGGUUUGAGGUUGUGGCUAGAAGCCAGCAGGGGGCUGUUGCUGCUGUUGAGAAUAGAGAGAGGAGGCUUUUUGGGCUUCAAUAUCAUCCGGAGGUGACACACUCACCUGAAGGGAUGGAAACACUACGGUAUUUUCUCUUUGAUGUUUGUGGAGUCAGUGCUGGCUGGAAGAUGGAAAAUGUAUUGGAUGAAGAAAUUAGAAUAAUCAAUGACAAGGUGGGGCCUGAAGAACAUGUCAUUUGUGCUCUAUCUGGUGGUGUAGAUUCCACAGUUGCUGCUACACUUGUUUAUAAGGCAAUUGGGGAUAGGCUUCACUGUGUUUUUGUUGACAAUGGCUUGUUAAGGUACAAAGAGAGAGAACGCGUUAUGGAAACCUUUGAAAAGGAUCUACAUCUACCAGUAACUUGCGUUGAUGCUACAGAUCAGUUUCUUAGUAAGCUGAAAGGUGUGGUAGAUCCUGAGAUGAAGAGGAAGAUAAUUGGAAGGGAAUUCAUAUGCAUCUUUGAUGCUUUUGCCAAUGAGUUGGAGCAGAAAUUAGGAAAGAAACCUGCUUACUUGGUCCAAGGAACCUUGUAUCCAGAUGUAAUUGAAUCAUGCCCGCCACCUGGAACAGGAAGAACCCACUCCCAUACAAUCAAAAGCCAUCACAAUGUUGGGGGCCUUCCUAAGGACAUGAAGUUGAAGCUCAUUGAACCGCUUAAACUUCUAUUUAAAGACGAGGUUCGUCAACUUGGGAAAAUUUUGAAUGUUCCUGAACCAUUUUUAAAGCGUCACCCAUUCCCUGGGCCUGGCCUUGCAGUACGAGUCCUAGGUGAUGUAACUGAUGGCAAUGCGUUGGAUAUCCUCCGCCUGGUGGAUGAAAUUUUCAUUCAAUCAAUCAAGGAUGCUGGGCUUUAUGAUUCAAUUUGGCAAGCUUUUGCAGUGUUUUUGCCUGUAAGAUCAGUUGGAGUUCAAGGUGAUCAAAGAACACAUUCACAUGUUGUUGCUCUUAGAGCUGUUACAAGCCAAGAUGGAAUGACAGCAGAUUGGUAUUAUUUUGAGCAUAAAUUCCUUGAUGAUGUAGCAAGAAAAAUUUGUAACAAUGUUCGGGGUGUAAACCGAGUUGUUCAAGACAUCACAUCCAAGCCUCCAUCUACAAUUGAGUGGGAAUGAUCAUCUGUUGGUUGCCUUAUUGAUUAAUGGGAAGUAACGGACUUUAUGGUCUGUAGAACUAAGGUGAUGCAUUAAUUAUUACCUUCUCUUUGCCUAUAAUUCCGUAAGUUGGCAAGAAGGAAUUGGAAUCAAGCAGAAUUUCAUGAUGCUUGAUGUCUCUGCUGAUUUCCUUUUUGCCAAAUUAUAAGAAGGUAAUACAUAUUGGAGGGUCAAUAGCUUAAAUGUUUGUAGAGAAAUUUUUUGUUAGCUCAAUUUUAUGCUAUAUUUCUGACCACAUCGGUUUUUAAUCAAUGGUUUUUCGUUUGAGUCUUUUGCUA